AUGGCGGCGGCGGGAGGCUCGGCUAGCUCGCUCGCUCGCUCCCUCGGCGCUCGGCCCGUCGGCGCCCGCGCCCGCGCCCGCUGCGGCCUCCACAGGAAGUGCCGGCGGCCGGCCUCGCUUCUCGUCCGCGGCUCCAGCGGCUGCCACCGGUGCACCCCAGCGCCCAGUGGAGGGGCAGGGAGGCCGGGAGUCUCCCCGCAAGACACCAUGGAAAAGUACCAGAUUUUGGACUGGCUGAAUCCUGGGGCCUUGGGGGUGAACCUUCUGGUGGAGGAGACAAAAACCAAAGUAAAGCACGUGAUAAAGCAGGUGGAGUGCAUUGACGAGCAUCAGGCCAACGAGGCCCUGGAGGAGUUGAUGCCGCUGCUGAAGCUUCAGCACGCCCACGUCUCCAUCUACCAGGAGCUCUUCAUCGUGUGGAACAGUGAGAUCUCCUCUCUGUUCCUUUGCCUGGUGAUGGAGUUCCACGAGGGAAGCUUCCAGGAUGUCAUUGAGAAGAAGAGGGCGGCAAAGAGAGUCAUUGACUCCCAGUGGAUGCAGAACGUGCUGGGCCAGGUGUUGAAUGCGCUGGAGUACCUGCACCAGCUGGACAUCAUCCACAGGAACCUCAAGCCCUCCAACAUCGCCCUGGUCAGCAGCUACCACUGCAAACUGCAGGACCUGAGCUCCAACGCACUCAUGAGCGACGUAGCCAAGUGGAAUGUCCGUGCAGAGGAAGACCCCUUUCACAAGUCCUGGAUGGCCCCCGAAGCCCUCAACUUCUCCUUCAGCCAGAAAUCUGACAUCUGGUCCCUGGGCUGCAUCAUUCUCGACAUGGCCGGCUGCUCCUUCCUGGAUAGCACGGAAGCCAUGCUUCUGCGGAAGUCCAUCCGGAGUUCCCCCGACGGCCUGAGGGGUGUCCUGAGGACCAUGGAGGAGAGGAGGGUCCCCGAUGCGAAAAUCUUCAGUUCCCUUUUGCCUCUGAUGCUCCAGGCUGACCCGUCGGAGCGAAUAACCAUCAGGGACGUGAUUCACUUCACGUUUGUGAGCAGCGACUUCAGGUCCUCCAGCGGUGCCCUGAUGCUGCACCGGCAGGUGGUGCCCGAGUCCAUCAUCGACAUGCUGCUAGAAAGCAACGUCGCCAGCAUCUUAGAGGUCAUGCAGAGCUUCUCCAGCCACCCCGAAGUCCAGCAGAGGGCCAUGAAGAGGCUCCUGAGAAUGUCUGAAGAUCAGCAAGGUGUGCCGUGGCCAGCGGAGCUGGUGGAGGUGUUGAUCGGCAUCAUGAAGCAGCACGAGAGGAUCCUUGACAUACAGCUGUGUGCCUCCUCCCUGCUGCUCCGCACCCUGGGCCAAGCACUGGGGCAGGACCCGGCGGCCACGGUGCCGAGCGACAGCGCCAUCACCCCCGCGCUGCUGAGCGUCCUGCAGAGCCACCCCGAAGAGCAGCAGCUCCUGGUCACGGUCUACAGCCUGCUCACCAUCGUCGCCAGCCAGGGUGGGUGAGCGGCCACAGAUGAGCUGCAGAGGGCCGGGCUGUGUGAGCACAUCCUGCAGCACCUGGACACCUUCCCCAGGAACAGGGACAUCUGCAUCAACGGCCUGAGCCUGCUCUGGGCCCUGCUGGUGGAUGCUGCCAUCGUGAACAAGGCCCCCUUGGAGAAAGCCCCGGCCCUCAUUGCUGAGGUGCUGGCCACCUACCCCACGGACGCAGAGAUGGCUGAGGCCGGCUGUGCAGUCCUGUGGCUGCUGUCCUUGCUGGGCUGCAUAAAGGAGCAGCAGUUGGAAGAGGUGGUGGUGCUUCUCCUGCAGAACAUCCGGGUGCGCCAGGACCGGGUCCUGCUGGUGAACCACGCCUACCGGGCGCUGGCCAGCCUCGCGAAGCUGUCUGAGCUGGCGGCCCUGCAGGUGGUGAUGCCCGAGGAGGGCGGCAGCGGCCUCACCCUCAUCCAGGAGACGUACCAGCUCCACCAGGAUGACCCGGAGGUGGUGGAGAGCAUCUGCAUGCUGCUGGCCCACCUCGCCUCCUACAAGGAGAUCCUGCCGGAGCUGGUGUCCAGCGGCAUCCGGCCCCUGGUCGAGGAGAUCCACGGGCGCUUCACCUCCAGCCUGGAGCUGGUUUCUUACGCACAAAGUGUGCUUCAGAAGCUGGAAGAGGCCUCGCAGCGCAGCUCCGACGGCGGGCAGUAG
Molecule: messenger RNA, 2166 nt
Organism: Balaenoptera ricei (Rice's whale)
Lineage: Eukaryota; Metazoa; Chordata; Mammalia; Artiodactyla; Balaenopteridae
Gene: STKLD1
Product: serine/threonine kinase like domain containing 1
Exons: 20
Biological process (GO): protein phosphorylation
Molecular function (GO): protein serine/threonine kinase activity; ATP binding
Source: RefSeq, a predicted model, not a curated record